AUGUCUGGUACACCCAGUGAAUCUGACUCGGAGAGCAACACUUCAUCAAAAGAUGUCUCUUAUUAUGAGGAAUCUGAUGAAAGUGAACCAGAAGUGAAUUGCAAUAUAUGGGACGACGAUUGCAGAAUUAUUCCUAAAAAAACCUCUAGCCUCAUAGGUUUUCAUUUAAUGCCAACAUGUGUUAGAGAUCCAGAUGAACAACGUUCAAAAAAGCUGAAAAUCUCUCCACAAAUUAAUAAGAAACUACUGAGUAAUACAGCUAUUGGAGAACUAAAGGAAUGUUGGAACCAGAAUAAAAAAUUAUUCAAUAAUUAUACAGAACUGAUAGUGGAUCCAUUCAAAGUUUGUGUUUUGAAUAAUUUCCUUGAAAACCCUCAUUUGUUAAAUGAAAUUCGACAAGAGUUUAAUGAUUUGGAUUGGAACUCACGCUACAUGGACUUGUAUGAAUUCUUUCAGUCAAAAGACUUGAAAUACUUACAUUCUGAGCAUAUAAAGAACAUGUAUGAUUUUUUGAAUACUGAUGUGAUUCAGUGGGUAGCUGAAAUUACUGGAUUUAAUCUAACACAUAUAUCUGCAACAUGUAGUUUAUACAGCAAUACAGAUUAUUUGUUGGUACAUGAUGAUCAACGUGAAGAUAGGAUGGUAGCUUUUGUAUUAUACUUGAUAGGAAAACAGGGUUGGAAUGAACAAAGGGAUGGUUCAUUACAGUUACUGAAUACAGACAUCAUGGGGCAGCCAAAAGAUAUUGUUAGAGAUAUAUAUCCAGUAAAUAAUCAGUUGGUAAUAUUUCCAGUAACAAGUAAAUCAUAUCAUCAGGUAGCUGAGGUUACUUGUAAAGAUGACUGUAGACUCAGCAUAAAUGGUUGGUUUCAUACAAAAAUACCACCAGUUUUUGAAACACCCUCCUACAUCCUACCUGAUGAAGGACUUUACAGUAAAAAUGUUAACAAAGCCAUUCAAGUAGAUAUUGAUUUGAAUUCCUGGAUAAAUGAAGACUAUUUGAAUUCAAGUUCAAUGCAACUGAUUCAGAAACACAUUGAGGAAUAUUCUGAAAUAUCACUCAGAGGGUUUCUCAAGAAUGAAUCUUUCAAUGAGAUCUUAAGUUGUCUACAAGAUGAAGAUUUGAAAUGGCUUAAGGUUGGCCCACCUAAUAGGUUCACAUAUGAGAAAGUUGAUAUAACUAGCCUUCCUCACUGCCUUGAAAGGUUUCUUAGUCUUUUUCAAUCUACUCAAAUGUUUGAGCUACUGCACAAAUAUACUGAUUUGGAAUUGAAUUCAUAUAAUGCUUCAAUGAAAUUCGAAUUGCAGAAGUGGACUCCAGGAUGUUAUUCUCUUUUGUCAGAUUAUGAUUGGCAGGAAAAGAAUGAACUUGAUCUCAUAAUUUAUUUUGGUUGUGCUGAGAAUUCAGAUGUAAUUGGAGCUAGAACACAAUAUGUAACUGUGGAAGAUGAAAUUCAGAAUGCACUUAUCACCCUGGAGCCUGAAGAAAAUAACCUGAACAUUGUUUAUAGGGAUUCUGCCAGGUUCACAAAGUAUUUUAGUAGACAAAGUAAGUGCCAAAGAUUUUAUACCUUCAUUUGUUCUUAUUCUGAAUAA
Messenger RNA from Phaedon cochleariae (mustard beetle), 1596 nucleotides. The record is from the annotation of a GenBank genome assembly. Lineage: Eukaryota; Metazoa; Arthropoda; Insecta; Coleoptera; Chrysomelidae.